Molecule: messenger RNA, 1900 nt
Organism: Hypoxylon trugodes
Lineage: Eukaryota; Fungi; Ascomycota; Sordariomycetes; Xylariales; Hypoxylaceae
Exons: 2
Coding region: 397-1470 (357 amino acids)
Molecular function (GO): oxidoreductase activity
Source: RefSeq, a predicted model, not a curated record
CUGCAAGACUCGAGAACACUACCCUAACCCACUCCAUCCGUAGAUAUUCCUUUGAUACAAACGAUUACGAUGCAAUUAAUUGUUUCAAUUACUCCCUUACUUCCCAUCGGACCACUUGCUCCAGCAUCUUCCCAAUCGGGACGUAACCAACCAAUCACACCGCAGCCCAGGCAGCUGUCACAAGCUCCCCACAAUGAUGCAACCAAGCAAGUUGAGUGAGCCUCAUAUUUCGUCAUGACUUCUUCACCUCCAGCACUCAACAAGGUGCCAACUUACGUUUUCUAGGCCGCAAAAUGCAAGCCGACGGCAUGAAUAAAAGAGGUCAAUGGCUCCCAGCUCAUCCAGUAGAGCCGGCCCUUAUGCAAUCUCGUGCUUCGAUGAAAACACUGAGACGUCAUGAUCUCACUGUUUGUACGAGGCAUCUCUCACCAUAAGAAGCUGCUGCUGUCUGGCGUAGUAUUGAGAGCUAGUGUUUCUUCACUUCAUCGACCUCAACACUUAGGACUUUGUGCUAUACCAUCGAUAUACAACCAAAAGCAGUCCUCUAGUUCUAGAUUAUUAAACCCAAUACAAACCAUCAGAAUGUCAUCCACCAACAACCGCAACGAGCCCUUCUCCCGAAACAAGCUCUUCGACCUCAAAGGCCACGUCGCCCUAGUCACCGGCGGCGGUUCCGGAAUCGGGUUAAUGGCAACCCAAGCCCUCGUCGCCAACGGGGCUAAAGUCUACAUCACUGGCCGGACCAAGGAGAAGCUAGACCGAGUCGUAGAAACGUACUCCCAAGGCCAAGGGUCCAUCAUACCCAUCACAUGCGAUGUAACCGACAAACAGCAAAUCAGCAAUCUAGUCAAAGAAGUCUCUUCCAAGGAAGAAUGUCUCUGCAUCCUAAUCAACAACGCCGGGAUCUCCGGCUCAACUCUACAAACUGAAGCUUCCUCCGCGAAGGAAAUGAAAGAGAACCUAUUCGACAGCAAGAAAUCUACAGUUGAAGAUUGGGUUGAUGUAUACCGGACCAACGUCGCGCAGAUCUAUUUCGCGACCACGGCAUUCCUCCCACUGUUGCAGAUGUCCGGGCAAAAAUUCCCCGGAUGGUCCGGGACGGUGAUUAAUAUCACAUCGAUUAGCGGGUUAGUGAAAACGGCGCAGCACCAUUUCGCGUAUAACGCGUCGAAGGGCGCCGCGGCGCAUUUGACGCGGAUGUUGGCGAGUGAGAUUGCGGCGAAUGAGUUGAAGAUUAGGGUUAAUUCGAUUGCGCCGGGUGUAUUUCCUAGUGAGAUGACGACGGAAGGAAGCAACGAAGACCAGAAGAGCCAUAUCGAAAAAGAAAAGUAUGCGAGCAAGGUACCAGCAGGCCGUCCCGGCAAAGACGACGACAUGGCGCAGUCGGUACUAUUUUUCGCCGCAAACCAGUACCUCAAUGGCCAAAAUCUGGCCGUCGACGGUGGGUAUACUCUUGCAGCUGGAGAGUAAAUGAAACCGUCAUCGACAGUAAUGGCUAGAAGGUUCUAGAAUUCCUAACACGGUGUUCAACUUGAGUACGUGUAAGUACCACACGAGGUAAACACAGGAACGCGUAAACAAGGUAACCGAAAGGGAAUAUUGGGCGUAUGGGCAAGUUGGUCACAUGCAUGCGUCUGUGUCAAUUGACUCAAUUGAACGGCGAUAAUGGUGAAUUUAGCAUAGACAAAAAUCGAAUUGAUAGCCAACCCAAUCCAUCAAAUCCGACCAUCAAGGUUCGAAUUUUGUUCAAUUUUUCGCCAAGAGAGUGGCGUUGCGUCUUGCUAUCGCAUUGAGCUUAUCUGACCCCAAGUAGAUCCGAUCGGGAUCUACUACGACGCAAUAGCGAGGCAUUAAUAUACCUUAACCAUGACAUCAGAAUGAGAGUUCGCACUCAUAUGCU